AUGACUUGGCCCGAUAUCCACGUGAAGCCCGCCGAGGGCAUCUCCUACUUCACCCCGGCCCAGGAGCCCGCAGCUGGCACUGCUCGCAACCCUCAGACAGAUGGCAAGGCCAUCCCGAAACUGUUCCAGCCCCUGACUAUCCGAGGCAUGACCUUCCAAAACCGUCUGGGUGUUGCCCCAAUGUGCCAAUACAGUGCCGACAACGGCCACAUGACCCCCUGGCACAUGGCCCACUACGGUGGCAUUGCCAUGCGUGGACCCGGAAUGAUCAUUAUCGAAGCCACGGGCGUCGUCCCCGAGGGCCGUAUCACUCCCGGCUGUGUGGGUCUGUGGCAGGAUUCGCAGAUCAAGCCGCUUAAGGAUGUUGUCGAAUUCGCCCACAGCCAGAGCCAGAAGAUUGGUAUCCAGCUCGGUCACGCCGGACGUAAAGCCUCGACCGUUGCCCCCUGGAUGGGUGGUGCCACUGCCACCAAUGCCGUUGGUGGCUGGGUCGACAACGUCAAGGGCCCUAGCGCCAUUCCUUUCACUGAGGGCGAUAUCAUCCCCCAGGCUAUGACUCUGCAGGAUAUCCAGGAGGUCAAGGAUGCGUGGGUUGCCGCUGUGAAGCGUGCUAUUGCCGCCGGUGUCGAUUUCAUUGAGAUCCACGGUGCCCACGGAUACCUGCUUUCUUCCUUCUUGAGCGCCUCUUCCAACAAGCGUACCGAUCAAUACGGUGGCAGCUUCGAGAACCGCAUUCGUCUUCCCCUGGAGAUUGCCCAGCUGACCCGUGAUAACGUCGGCGAUAACGUCCCCGUCUUCCUGCGUGUCUCGGCUACCGACUGGUUGGAGGAGAGCAUGCCCGAGGAGAAGGGCUGGAAACUGGAGGACACUAUUGAGUUCGCCAAGGCCCUCGCUGCACAGGGUGCUAUCGAUCUGAUCGAUAUCAGUACUGGUGGUGUACACUCCUCGCAGAAGAUUAAGAGUGGCGGUCCUUUCCAGGUCCCAUUUGCUGCCGCAGUCAAGAAGGCUGUUGGAGACAAGAUGCUUGUCUCGGCAGUUGGUAGCAUCAACAACGGCAAACUUGCCGAGAAGAUCUUGAACGAGGAGAACAUUGAUUUGAUCCUGGUUGGCCGUGCCUUCCAGCGUGACAGUGGUAUGGCUUGGGCCUUUGCCAAGGAUUUGAAUGUUGAGAUUGCUAUGGCUGGUCAGAUCCGCUGGGGAUUCAACAGCUUCCGCAAUGCCUCCGAGUACAUCCAGCCUAACUCUAUGAAGGCUACUCUCUUUGAUUAG
This is a messenger RNA of Penicillium pulvis, 1269 nucleotides long. RefSeq names its product NADH:flavin oxidoreductase/NADH oxidase. The record is from RefSeq and is a predicted model, not a curated record. Bases 1 to 1269 code for a protein of 422 amino acids. The transcript has 2 exons. Gene Ontology annotation, cellular component: intracellular anatomical structure. Lineage: Eukaryota; Fungi; Ascomycota; Eurotiomycetes; Eurotiales; Aspergillaceae. Gene Ontology annotation, molecular function: FMN binding; NADPH dehydrogenase activity; NADP binding.